Molecule: messenger RNA, 279 nt
Organism: Penicillium digitatum Pd1
Lineage: Eukaryota; Fungi; Ascomycota; Eurotiomycetes; Eurotiales; Aspergillaceae
Source: RefSeq, a predicted model, not a curated record
AUGCACAUCCGCAUCAGCGAUCACCGAGAGAAGAAAGCCUGUUUCCUGGCCACCCAGUUGGCACACUACCCGAUCGUGUUAGGCCUUCCGUGGCUGAAAGUACACGACCCCUAUGUCCGUUUCGCUGAACACAGCAUCGAAUUUAACAGCGACUACUGCCGAAGGAACUGCAACAUACCCUUGCUGAGCGCGAAGAUCCAGGAUAGAGGGGUAUGCAGUGUUUCAGGGGGAGCAGUGUGUAAGAAUGACUCUCCGAAGUCGAUUAUUUUGACAUCCUGA